This is a messenger RNA of Camellia sinensis, 1536 nucleotides long. Its product is annotated as putative WRKY transcription factor 65. Gene Ontology annotation, cellular component: nucleus. The record is from RefSeq and is a predicted model, not a curated record. NCBI's taxonomy places the organism in Eukaryota, Viridiplantae, Streptophyta, Magnoliopsida, Ericales, Theaceae. Gene Ontology annotation, biological process: regulation of DNA-templated transcription. Gene Ontology annotation, molecular function: transcription cis-regulatory region binding; DNA-binding transcription factor activity.
AUUUUAGACGGGCCAGCCAAUCUUUCACCACCUUCCCCCAUUUCUUCUCCCCAUCCUCUCUCUCUCUCUCUCUCUCUCUCUCUCUCUCUCUCUCUCUGCCUGCAAUCUUUUUUAAUUGUCUUUGCAGGCCAAUAAAAUCACCACCACCACCACAACCAUCAUCAUCGUCGUCACAUCUAAUUUUUGGCAAUUCCAAUCGAUCUCAGCUUAGUGGGUGCCAUGGAAAGGAGAUUUAGCAACAACCCUUUUGUAAAUGACCAAGAAGACAAUGAAAAUUCACCGGAAAACAGCGCCGAUUCGCCACGCUCCGCCACCUUCACCGACAGCAAGACCGCUUCUACCUCCUCCCCUAAAAGAAGGAGAGAUGCGCAGAAAAGAGUGGUGUCAGUGCCAAUCAGAGACGUUGAAGGGUCGAGGCUGAAGGGGGAGAGUGCUCCACCGUCUGAUUCGUGGGCUUGGAGGAAGUACGGUCAGAAACCCAUCAAAGGGUCCCCUUAUCCAAGAGGGUACUAUAGAUGCAGUAGUUCCAAAGGCUGCCCAGCCAGAAAGCAAGUUGAGAGGAGCCGUGUGGACCCCACUAUGCUAGUGGUCACUUACUCCUCCGAGCACAACCACCCUUGGCCGGCAUCUAAAAAUCACCACCGUCACCACCACAAUCAACAAAUCGAAGGGACUAUUGUCACUGCCACCACCACCACUGCCGCAGAAGUCACAUCCAUCUCCCCUACUACAGUUUCGAAUUCUGAUGACGAAAAGACGAUGAUUUUCGAAAAUGAACUUCAUAAAUUCGGGAAUUUGGGAGAAGAUUCUUUAAUUGGUGCGUACCAAUUCAAGUGGUUCUUAGACUUGGAAACAACCACAUCGUCGACUACCAUGCUGGAGAGCCCCAUUAUGGAUGGUGGCGAUGUUGAUGGGACGGUGAUUUUGUCGAUGAGGGAGGAGGACGAGUCGUUGUUCGCCGACCUAGGGGAGUUGCCGGAGUGCUCGGUGGUGUUCCAGAGAGGGGUCAUGGAAAGGGAACAACGGUGCAAUUUAGCAUCAUGGUGUGGGACCACAGGUUGAGAUCGGAUGACACGUGUCCUGCCUAACCCCCAGACAAGGUUUCACAUUUGUCUUAUCUUUGGCCUCUUAGCUGGAUAUACUACAAUUUCAACAAUAGGGUGCGUAUCGUGCGCCUCAAGAUACCCAAUUAUUUUUUUCUUUUUAAUUUCCAUUUUCUUUUUGUUUUUUUUUUUUUUUUUUUUUAAAUUCUCCUUCACCAAGGAUCCUCUAGAGUAUUUUUUUUCUAAAGUUUCGUAAAGUGGUGUAUUGCAUAAAUGAGAUUUAAUGCUAAAAAAUUGAUGUGAGUUGUCAUUAAAUCUCAACCACACAAUGCACCACUCUAAAAAAUUUUAAGAAAAAAACUCUAGAGGAUCCUUACUCAUUUUCCUUAGAGUUCAGUGUAGUCAGUAAUAAAAAUGUCCUUAUUCAUGUUCUGUCUUGAUCUUGCUGUAAUUAACAUCGUUGUGGGUUUUAAAUCAUUUUAUAUUUUUGUAA